Ricinus communis (castor bean) is the source of this 1059-nucleotide messenger RNA. RefSeq names its product BURP domain protein RD22. The transcript is spliced from 2 exons. The record is from RefSeq and is a predicted model, not a curated record. NCBI's taxonomy places the organism in Eukaryota, Viridiplantae, Streptophyta, Magnoliopsida, Malpighiales, Euphorbiaceae. Bases 113 to 853 code for a protein of 246 amino acids.
AAGAUAUUUCUGCUGAACCUCAUAGCUGUAAAAGAGUUCCAUUUCCUUCCCAUCUUCAUCUUACUUUUUAUAAGCAUUAAGUGAUAGGGUUAUACAGUUCUUAGUAAAACUAAUGACGCUUUCAGUUUCAUCAAUGUUGUGGCAGGUUGUGGUAGCAAGAAGUGAUGCUUCUCUACUUGCUGAGGAGUAUUGGCAAUCGGUGUUACCAAACACUCCUAUAUCAAAAGCUUUGCAAGAACUUCUGGUACCAGCAGAUGUAGAAAACAAAAACACUUCUCCAGAUAUUCCGAACUGGAUCCUAUACCAAAAAUUUACAGUCCUCCUAAAUUUGUAUAUGGUAAAGCAUCUAAUAAAUCUGAUGAAAUUGCCAACACAACAACUAUAUUCUUCUUGUACAAGGAUCUCCAUCCUGGUAAAAAGGAUGAACCUUCUUUUCACCAAAUUUCCAGACAAAGUCAGUUUUUUGCCUCGCCAAGUUGCCAACUCCAUACCCUUUUCAAGCAAUAAAUUACCAGGAAUUAUAGACCGCUUUUCUAUAAACACCAAGUCCGCAAAAGCCAACUUGAUGAGACAAACACUGGAAGAGUGCGAGUCCCCAAAGGUUAAUGGAGAAGAUAAAUUCUGCGCGACAUCUUUGGAAUCGUUAGUAGAUUUUGGAGUUUCUAGACUUGGAAGAAACGUUAUAAUACUUUCUAAUGAGAUAGAUCAAGACAAUAAAAAGCAAGAGUACAGCAUUUUGACGGGAAUCAAGAUGGUGGGAGAUAAGCAGAAUGUCUGCCAUAAGGAAGUAUAUGCAUAUGCUGGUUUUAUUGUCAUGCGUUAUCUGCUACUAAAGCUUAUACGGUUCCUUUAGUGUGGGUUCUGAUGCCACAAAAGCAAAAGCGUUAGUUGUCUGCCACUUAGAUACAUCAUAUUGAUAUCCAAAACACAUGGCUUUUGUCUUGCUUAAUGUUAAGCCAGGAGGACCUCCCAUUUGUCACUUCCUCAACACUGAUACCAUUGUAUGGUUACCCAAUUAAGCUAUGGAUGCCAGGAUGGGUAUAAAGUCAGUUGCUAAUA